This is a messenger RNA of Saccostrea cuccullata (small rock oyster), 1797 nucleotides long. Its product is annotated as cytochrome P450 1A1-like. Gene Ontology annotation, molecular function: iron ion binding; heme binding; steroid 17-alpha-monooxygenase activity. The record is from RefSeq and is a predicted model, not a curated record. The coding region runs from base 99 to 1613 and encodes 504 amino acids. The transcript has 2 exons. Gene Ontology annotation, biological process: hormone biosynthetic process; progesterone metabolic process. NCBI's taxonomy places the organism in Eukaryota, Metazoa, Mollusca, Bivalvia, Ostreida, Ostreidae.
UUGAUUUUUACGUAACCACAAUUUUUUAGAUGAUAGGAGUCGACAGAAAGUUGUUGCAUCAAUAACAAGGGCGAGGAAAACAAUAUUUAACAGUGAACAUGACUAUACUAGGUAGUAAACUAAGUAUGAAUUUCCAGCCAAACCAGAAAACUUCGGACAUAGUCGUAAUAUUGACCGUUCUGUCAGCCAUCUUGGUUACCAUGAAACUCAUUCUUGGAUGGCGGCGCAGACCGCCUGGUCCAUGGGGACUUCCGGUUUUGGGUCAUCUCCCUUUCCUUGGAUCUCGGCCUCUGAACAAAUUCAAACAGUACCAGAAAGAAUAUGGCGACGUUGUCUUUUUACGGUUUGGAACCUGGCCUACUGUUAUAAUCAGUGGAAAAGACACCGUAAAAUCAACACUCGCCCUUGAUACUUUUGCCUCGCGACCACCCUUCUUUUCAAUAAAAAGUCUCAGCGACAUGAAAGGUCUCAGUUUCUGUUUUUUCGAUGAAAGAUAUUUGCUUCAUCGAAAAAUUGCCAGUAGUGUUGUAAGAGAAUUUGGAGGUUCUGAAAAUAGUGUUCUGAAAGACGCCCUGCGCGAAGAAUCGAAUAUCUUAGUUUCCAGCUUUUUAGCAAAAAUUGGACCAUUUAACCCUAGUGAACUUCUAUAUGUUACGACAGGCAGUAUCAUCUUUCAGUUUUGUUAUGGAAAAGGUGAGAAUAUUCGAGAGAAUCCAGCGUUUCUGAAAGUCAUGGAAGAUCAAGCUAUUUUCAAAGAGUUCUUCACUGCCGGAAAUUACUUCGAUGUUCUACCAUGGUUGAGGUACAUAAUGCCUGGAAAAUUUAAAAGAUUUCUAGAACUAAUUGACCACUUCCAGAAGGCCCGUAAGGAAAUCGGCGCUCCGAUAAUGGACACAUAUGACCCGGCUCACCCUCGCCACGCCUUCGAUGGUUUCUUAAACGCUUGCUUAAAGUACAAUAUAACAGAUACACCAAGCGAAGAGGGACUGACCAAAACCCAACUUACUGAAACACUAUUGGAAAUAUUUGGUGCUGGAUUUGAAACAACUGCUUCAACUUUACGAUGGGCUCUUAUGUAUUACGCAGAGUACCAAGACGUACAGAUGAAAGUCCAAAAGGAAAUUGACGAGAAGAUAGGAAGAAACAAAGUCAUAUCUAUAAAAGACCGACUUAUUUUACCAUACACCGAGGCAACUAUUCUAGAGAUCAUGAGAGUAGCACCAGUUGUUCCCAUGGCAUUACCGCAUAUGACGACCACCGAUGUGGUCCUGAAGGGAAACCUGAUCGAGAAGGGGACGGUAGUUUUCUUCAACAUUAUGUCGCUUAUGCACGACGACUACUGGGGCAAUCCUAACGAGUUCCAACCGGAGCGAUUUCUGGACGAAGAUGGGUGUCUUCUAAAGGAAAAAGUCGAUAACGUCCUGGCAUUUGGCGCUGGAAGACGGAUUUGUCUGGGCAAGAUGAUAGCCCAGGCGGAAAUAUUUUACCUGUUAGCUACGUUACUUCAGAACUGCAGGAUUUGUAAACCUAAGAAUGUGCAAUACGACUUUGAAGGAGAGUAUGGUCUUAGUUACUUUCCAAAGGAAUAUGAAAUAUGUGUUCAGUCAAGAUAAAGUGGUUUUGAACAACUUUCUUAUUUAACAUUAAUAUCAAUUUCGGACAUUAAAUUUUCGCCAUAAAUUUCAUGUGCCUAUGUUAACGUUUUAUUUCGUUAAUCUGUUUCAUUGUGUAUGUGUAUCCGGUAUAUGUAUGAUUUCAUUACUCAAAUGCAGUGCAAAUAAAUGAAAUAAAAUAUUU